Molecule: messenger RNA, 3199 nt
Organism: Fusarium odoratissimum NRRL 54006
Lineage: Eukaryota; Fungi; Ascomycota; Sordariomycetes; Hypocreales; Nectriaceae
Exons: 4
Coding region: 1206-2753 (515 amino acids)
Biological process (GO): cellular response to glucose starvation; regulation of mitotic metaphase/anaphase transition
Molecular function (GO): protein serine/threonine phosphatase inhibitor activity
Source: RefSeq, a predicted model, not a curated record
AAUAACUUCCAUUCUGGUCGAUCGUUUGAUGGGACUUGAGAUCCAAUACACUCACCAACUGACAAUUUGAAAUGCCAACUGUAGCAGCUUAAAUUCUUAUAAGACCCAUCGGCUUGAUCUUAUACACAAGUCGAAGUCGUACAAAGAUCUUGGAUAACGAAUGUUUCGAGAUUCAAUAUGAUGAUAUUUACCAGCAAGGCAUUUAUAAAACCCCUCGCAAGUUUCCUAUUGCCCUUUGUUCAUGUUACCUGUGCGUAUCAGAACUUAGUUUGGUUACGUAUCACGAACUGCAGGACCAGGGAGUUCCUUGAAGACAUCCGCAUUUUCUAGUCGAGUCUAGUGAGCGAUGAUCAUCUUUGGCCGUAGAAGCUUCCGCCAUAGCUCUGCCGGAUCAUUGUGAGGAUGGAUGGAUGCAUGGAUGCAUGAACAUGGUUGGGUGCUGGAAUGGAUUAUCUGAUAUUGGUGUAAAUCAAUUCCUAAAUAGUACUCACAGCUGCAUGAGAGAUCGAAUGCCGAAGUAUAGGAUUGCAUCUAUUUAGUGGUAGUUUCUUCCACCUUCUCAGGUCGGGUUACUUCUCUAUCAGUAAGUUUUACGCUGAAGAUUGAGCUCCCGUCCCCGACUCAUCCAUCGCGGGGCACUCCACCAUCGCCCGCUCGCCCACCUUUACUUUAGGCGGCCUAUGUCAUCAUGCAAAACGUUCCCCCGCCCACUCAUGGCUUUGGAUUGUAACCUCGUGCCCCUCGCAGACAAGUCUCAUCUCCAGACCAACCUCCACAGCAAGAGGCAGAAAAAACCAUUCCACUUCAUCUAUCGAUCGCCUCGUCCUUGGCAAAUAAAUGUCUUCUGAUCUUUUGUAUCCUGAUUCUUAGUUUGUGACUCUAACUCUAACCACUUUCCAAUAUUGGACUUGAAUAUCGGGAUCCAUUCAACUCGAACCAUUCUCUUAUCCUACCUGCGCCCCGCGUCCACUCCCACGUCUUGUCUCGUCUCGCCUUCGCCCAUCUCUGUGCACACUACCAUUUCAUCUUUGCAAUUGUCGCGACAAAACAUUCGCCAUUAUCUUCUCAUCUGUCUCUCGAUUGCAAUACAUACAGCGCUCUUUUGUUCGCCCAGGUCGUGUUGAACCAUCACCUGUUGCCAAACCUAUCUAUCAAAUCUCAACAUCAGUCAAUUCAUCACCUGGUUAAAUCGAAACGAUUCCACCAUGGACCCCUCACCGAGCUCAACCUCCCGCGAGCUCAAGGACACUCGCGCAACCAGCUCGACCAGCCUCAACAGUGCUGCUUCGGGCUCUUCGUCUACUCAUAAGCCACCUACUCUUUCUCAGCGAUCUCCUUCUGUAUCUAUAUCCGCUGGUUCUGGCCCAAGCUCCAUAUCCGCCCACCGCGCAAGCUUCGCUGAGGGCUUGCGCAAUGCGCCCUCAUCCCCACGCUCUCAACGGCACCCUUCUUUUACACAGGCCGCUCUCCAGGAGUUGUUGAACCAUCCUCCUGCAGGAAACAAGCAUGCCAACCCCAGAUUUGCCGGCCGUGAUUGGCGCGAUGUAGCUAUUGGAGAGCUUGUAUCUCCCGAUGAUGUCAAAUGGGUUGAGUUCGAUAGCAGCGUCGAGGAGGCUACCAAGCUCCUCCUCAAGAGCCCUACCAACGUUGUUCUGGUCCGCGAGGAUCCCUCCACUCAUAUCGCCGUUUCCACAUUCGAUUAUACCGAUUUGAACGCAUACCUACUCGUUGUCGUUGGUCUCGCCAAACCCGAAGAAGAUCAGGUUGAGCUAUUCAAUUCGAUUCUGGCCAAGGCUCAGGAGGGUGGCCAGAUUCCUCUGCGAGACGUCUUCCCUCUUUUCCGCAAGGAAACACUCAUCACGUUGCCUGGUGACGAAAAGCUCGCACAGGCUAUUCAAAUUCUCGGCAGUGGCAUCCAUCGUCUGCUGGUGACAACUACUAGCGGCGAGGUGGUUGGUAUCGCAAGCCAACUUCGAAUUGUCGAGUUUUUCUGGAACGAGGGUGUCAACUUUCCUUCUAUCGAUCGACUUUACCCUGCUUUGCUGCGUGAUCUGGGUGUUGGGGCCAAGGAGAUUGUUUCUGUCAACUCCGAUUCGCCCUUAUCUGAAGCACUGACGCUUAUGAACAAUGAAGGCCUUACAAGCGUUGCUGUUGUUGAUAACGGUAUGAAUGUGGUGGGCAAUAUCUCGACCAAGGACGUCCGCCACUUAACCAAGAGUUCCAACGCCCAUUUACUCAAUUCGUCAUGCAUGAACUUCAUUUCUGUAAUUCUCAACGAGCGAGGAGUUGAACACGGACGCGACGUCUUCCCCGUAUUCUACGUGAACCCCUACUCGACUCUGGCCCAUACCGUCGCCAAGCUCGUUGCUACUCGAUCGCAUCGAAUGUGGGUGGUUGAAUCGGCGUCACCAUCCCCUUCAGCUCCUGCAACACCUUUAAUGGGACCCCAAUCUUUCACGACCGCCGGUCCUCCACCUUCUGCUGCACCCCCAUCACCUGUCCCUACUGCAGCAGUACCUGCUUCUCCAGUCCCUACAGCUGCUGUGCCCGCAUCCGCCAUGGCCGGGGCUCGUCUUUCAGGAAGACUUACUGGUGUUAUCUCGUUAACUGAUGUCCUCAACAUGUUUGCGAAAUCGACUGGUUUGCACCCUUCCGACCCCAACGAACAGCGAGCGAGACGAAGACGAAGCUCAAGCAGCUCGGUGCGACCAAGCCUGGACUCAUCUCGAGCUAGUAUCGAUUUCCGAAGGUGAUGGCAAUGGAGCUUAGCUAUGGAUAUCAUUAUGCAAGUCUUGCCAGGGAAGAUGCCAAGUAUGGUUGUCAUUUCCUUUCAAAGCACUGUCUGCUCAUAAUUCCGAAAGAGAAAAAAGAAACAGGCUAUAUCAAAGGUACAAUAAGUUAGUUCAAUGGAACAGGGGCAGCUUCGGAUUAUUUGAAUUUGCGAAUCAGGCAGUAUUCGCAAACUUCUUGUUGAUGCAUAUGUAUUCCAAUUGUUGAGCAUAAGCAGGAUUCAAGAUUUCCAUUCUCACUUUAUCUAGGGCCUGGUUAUUCAGAGGGAUGGAUGCAUCUGGCACAUAUGAACUUAGGAUGGACACAAUGUGAGGAGCAGAGAUAGAAAUUUGGCAAAUCUUUGCUCUAUCGCAAGUCGCUAAAUGCUGUGAAGUGAUGAUGGUAAACACAAUAUCUCCGGUUUCGCUUC